This is a messenger RNA of Calypte anna (Anna's hummingbird), 5639 nucleotides long. It is a transcript of the gene ASXL2, whose product is annotated as ASXL transcriptional regulator 2. Gene Ontology annotation, cellular component: PR-DUB complex. The record is from RefSeq and is a predicted model, not a curated record. Gene Ontology annotation, molecular function: chromatin binding; DNA binding; peroxisome proliferator activated receptor binding. The transcript is spliced from 13 exons. Gene Ontology annotation, biological process: animal organ morphogenesis; positive regulation of transcription by RNA polymerase II. Bases 174 to 4478 code for a protein of 1434 amino acids. Lineage: Eukaryota; Metazoa; Chordata; Aves; Apodiformes; Trochilidae.
UACAGUAGGAGCCCAAUAUGGCAGCGGCGGCGGGCGCAGGGGCUGCGGCGCUGGGGGCUGCCCGCACCUAGGGCUGCCGCUCCUCUCCUCUCCCUCCCCCCCGGCUCCCCCUUCUCGGGUGGAAGGAGCCCCUCAGGGUACCUCGGAGUCAGCUGCGCCCCGUCGAGUCCGACAUGAGGGAGAAGGGCCGCAGGAAGAAGGGCAGGACCUGGGCAGAGGCCGCCCGGACGGUCCUGGAGAAAUAUCCUAAUACACCUAUGAGCCAUAAAGAGAUCCUUCAAGUUAUCCAGAAAGAAGGACUUAAAGAAAUCAGAAGUGGGACUUCUCCUCUGGCCUGCCUGAAUGCCAUGUUGCACACCAACUCCCGUGGGGAAGAGGGAAUUUUCUAUAAGGUCCCGGGGCGCAUGGGGGUCUACACCCUGAAGAAGGAUGUUCCUGAGGGGCUGAAGGAGCUCUCGGAUGGCUCUGAGGAGAGCAGUGAUGCCCAGUCUGACUCCCAGAGCUCUGAGAACAGCAGCAGCAGCAGCAGCAGUGAUGGGUGCAGUAACAAAGAUGGGAAGAAAAGCAGAUGGAAAAGAAAAGUGUCGUCCAGGCUGUCACAGACCUCCUCCCCUCAGUCAGGCUGCUCAUCACCUUCCAUCCAGGCAGGCAAAGUCAUCUCCUCAUCCCAGAAGCACAGCAAGAAGGCACUCAAACAGGCCCUGAAGCAGCAGCAGAAGCAGCAGCAGCAGCAAUGCAGGGCAGGGAUGCCCAGCUCCUCCAGCCAGCACCUCCUCCUCAAGGCAGCCACAGACCCCACACCCACCAAACCUGCUUGGGAAGGAAAGCAGUCAGAUGGACAGGCCAGCAGCCCUCAGAACUCCACCUCCAGUUCCUCUCCUUCUGUCAAGCUGGAAAACUCCUUGCCAGGGCUGGGGAAGAAACCCUUCCAGAGAUCUGACAGGCUCCAUGCAAGGCAGCUGAAGAGAGCCAAGUGUGCUGAAAUUGAUGUGGAAACCCCUGACUCCAUCCUGGUGAACACCAACCUGAGGGCCCUGAUCAACAAGCACACCUUCUCUGUGCUGCCCACGGAGUGCCAGCAGCGCCUGCUGCUCCUGCUGCCCGAGGUGGACAGGCAGGUGGGGGCUGAUGGGCUGAUGAAGCUGAGUGGUUCUGCACUCAACAACGAGUUCUUCACCUCAGCUGCCCAGGGCUGGAAGGAGAGGCUGUCAGAAGGUGAGUUCACACCAGAGAUGCAGCUCAGGAUCCGGCAAGAGAUAGAAAAGGAGAAGAAGGUUGAGCUGUGGAAGGAACAUUUCUUUGAGAGCUACUAUGGUCAGAGUUCUGGACUGAGUCCUGAGGAGUCCAGAAGACUGACAGCAAACAUCAGCCCUGCAGAGACAGAGCCUGAAGCCCCAGCAGCUGAACAGCCAAAAUGCACACCAGCCCCUCUGGCACCUCUCAAGGAGGAGACUGCUUCUCCAUUAGAGCCUAAAGCACAAGCAGCCCAGGAAGCACCAGCAAUGAAAAAAGCAGAGGAAAGAAGAGAGAACAUGCAACCCAAACCAGCCAGACCUGCACAGGCCUCGCUCUGCCCAGCUGGGAGUGCAGUGAAACCUGGGGACCAUGCUCUGCCUCCCAGAGAGAGAGUCCAAGGAGAGCCCACCCAAGAGAAAGCCCAGACUGCCACCAGUCAAAAGGCAGAAGAGGAGAGGCAGCACGAAGCAUCACAGGAUGUGCCAGGGAGAGAGACUGCUGGCACCCCAGCUCUGGCCCCCAGGAAACCAAAGAGCCCCGAAGCAGGUGAAGCGGUGGCAGCAAAGGUGAAAACCCCAACGAUGACUCCAGAAGCACCAGAAAAGAAGCCCCCUGCAAACGAGGCCAUGGAAGUCAGCGUGGAAGCCCAGAAGAGGAAGUCAGAGAGUGGUGAGGAAGCUCCCAGCACCCCUGAGAAGAGGCCACGCGUGGUGGGGAGCUGCCAGCACCAGCAGGCGUUUCGCAGGCAGCCCCAGCCCUUUCCUGCCCCGGGGACCCCCGUCCCACGGGUGCCCCCACUCAAGAUUCCUGUUUCCAGAAUCUCCCCCAUGCCAUUUCCUGCGGGCCAGGUCUCUCCCAGGGCACGUUUCCCAAUCUCACUCACCAAUCCAGGAAGAACAGGAGCCAGAACUCUGGCAGACAUCAAGGCACGAGCCCAGCAAGCCAAGGCUCAGAGGGCAGCAGCCGCCGCCGCCGCUGCCGCCGCCUCGGCCGGGGGGGCUGUGCCAGGGCCAGGGCCUGGGGGUGGUGGUGGGACCCCCCCGGGGGGUGGGGGAGAGAAGAGUGACCCGGCAGCGAGCGGAGCCAAGGGAACUGGAACUGGAGGCAAUGCACUGGAACUGGCAGGAACUGGAAGCGGGGGAGGUUCGGGAAGGUUUCUUCCCCAUGGCCCAGGGACCUGCACCCAAAUGGAGACCCAGACCACGGGGCAGGCACCGCCUCAUGGUCCUUCUAGAGCACAACUACAGCAAACUGCCACACUGCGACCCCCAGCUCCAGGCAGCAGUGCAGGCACCUCCUCCUCAUCAUCAUCAUCCUCAUCCUCCUCCUCCACCCCACCGGCCACCUCGGCAUUAGAGAAAAGCAGCAGAGCAAAGCAGAGCCCUCCCAGCACAGCUGGGGGUCAGGUUUUGGGCUCCCCAAAUGGUGGUAGCAAUGACAAAGCACCUUCUGCUCCAGCAGGCCCCAGUGGAGCAGCAGCUGUCAGGGAUGGAGCAGGCUGUGGCACCCUGCCCACGGCAGAGCCCAGCACAGCUCUACCUAAGGUAGCACCUGCAGCCUCAGGAGGCUCCAGCUUGGAUGUGUCUAAAAGCAAAGCUCCUUCCCCCCUGACGCCUUCGCUGACAUCCACCAGCUCAGAGUCCCAGGCUGGAGCUGUGGUCACAUCUGCUCCAUCUCUCCCACCCCCUCGCACUUCAUCAGGAGCACUUAGCCUUAAAACUCACGCAGGUUCAAGCUCCAGUGGAGCCCUCCCAAAACCAAGCUCCAGUAUCCCUGCUAACAACCCUUUGGUCACUCAGCUUCUUCAAGGCAAGAACGUCCCUCUGGAGCAAAUCCUGCCAAAGCCUCUCACCAAAACUGAGAUGAAAACUGUCCCUUUAGCUUCCCAUGAGGAAAAAGGGGCAGCAGCAUCCAGUGCUCCGGGCACAGCAGGGAAUGGUGCUGGAGCUGAGGGCGGUGAAAGACAAUCAAAUUUACCCUCACAGCAGCUUGGGAAGAUCUUUUGCCCAAACAGGCCUCUGCCUCACAUUCCAAGGACCUUUCCGCUCCCCUCGGGAAAGGACCCCAGUCCUGACCAGCACCAGUGCCACGAGGCACUCAGCAAAACCACCCAAGAGCAGAUCCUUCAGACUCUCAUCAAGAGGGUCCAGAGGCAGAACUUGUUGCCAGCCCUUCAGCCUUCACAACUGAACCGCACUCACUCAGGUUUCCAGUUAGAAAACAGCUCCACCAGUCAGAGAUUUAUGCUGGGUUUCAUGGGCAGGAGGACAUCCAAGCCUGCCAUGUCUGGUCAUUAUCUGCUCAACGUUUCCACCUACGGUCGUGGUUCAGAGAGUCUGAGGAGAGGCUUCUCCUUGAACCCCGAAAGCCGCCCGUGUCUGCACAGUCCUGCUGACACUCCAAGAGCAGAAUUUGGGGAAUGUGAGGAGCUGGCUGGCCAUGGCAGCAGCAGCGAGGAGGGAGAUGCAGAUGAUGAGAGCACUGGUGAUGAACACGAACACAUCAGUGUGAAAGAGGAGCCCCAGGCUGGCCGGGUGUCUGCUCAGUGUCAGAAGGAGCAGGUGUCUCAUGGCAUGAGCCCUUCGGAUUACAGCACCCUGGCUAAAAAGGGCGUGAAGAGCGAAGCCUCUCAGCAGGCACCAUCCAGCAAGGAGCACAUCCAGGCCUUUGAUGGGACUGCACUGGCACGAGAUUUCAUCCAGGCUGCUCAAGAGCAAAUGGCACAGGCGAUGAGGGGGAAGAUGCACAGCAGCCCCGAGCUCUUCAGUGCUCCUGCACCAUCCUCAGACCCCGGGCAGCAGCAGCAGCAGCAGCAGCAGCAGCAGCAGCAGCAGCCACCCCUGCUCUCUGCUCCACACCCUCCAAAGCUCCCUGGCAAUGCUGCAGCACAGCUCCUUGGCCCCAGUUACAGUGGCACAAUAAAUGUCUCCACCUCCCCGGAGGUGACCCAGGGCUCCCUGAUGAGUGAAUGCAAUCAGCUGUCCAGCAGCAUGGGGAACGUCAUGUCCUUCUCCGUGACUGUCACCACCAUUCCCACCAGCCAAGCCAUGAACUCUGGUGGCCACGGGGCUCAGAGCAUCCCUGUUCAAGCCUUCUCUGAAGACAGCAGCCUGGAGGAUUCCCCUUCCAAAUGUUACUGCAGGUUGAAAGCCAUGAUCAUGUGCAAGGGCUGCGGUGCCUUCUGCCAUGAUGAUUGCAUCGGCCCCUCUAAGCUCUGUGUCUCCUGCCUCGUGGUGCGGUAACCGGGAGGGGGAUGGGGAAGAGGAUGGCUUGGGGUUUUUUUUUUUGGGGUGGGGGGUUUUGCUUUCAGAAGUACGUUGGGAAGAAAACAGGAAAUUUACUGCCUUGCACAAGAGACACGUUACCGAAUCAGGAAUUACAGAGUAGAGUUCUUCUUUCAUUAAAGAAAGAGCACCUUCUUGUACAGUGAGUCUAAACUGAGCUCAACUACGUGAAUUGUGACAAGAGUUUGCACUUAAGGAAUUCUGUAAAUAUGUCACAUUAUUUUGUUUAAAAAUAUUUUUUCAAUCUUUUAGGAGAUAGUGUUUGACUUGUACUGCAGUUUCAUUAACCCCAGCCUGCUAUCCGGCAUGUUUGCUGAGCUCUGCUCUAGAUGGGGGGAGCCAACCCCUGGCAAAACCUUAUAGCCUGUUGUUGGUCUUCUCUGGACAAAGAGAAGAACUGGAAAAAUCAAGAAACUGAACAUUUGUACUGACUGAUCCCAGAGCUCCAAAGCAGGACCCCCCCCCCCAAGGGGUCUCGUUUUGUUGCUCUAAAUUUCAGUUCAAUUUUUUCAGAAUUGGAAGGCAUUAACAUUGUUCCAGCCUUUCAAGUACUUGCCUCUCACUUGUGACCAGGCUGUUUCCAGAAGGCAAACUGGGUUGUGCAAUAUUGGCUGGUGUUUCUGAGGUGCAUAUUAUCCUCUCCUUGUCUCCAAGGGGGCUGCUGCAGUCACUUUGGUUUCAGGAAGGCAGCGUCUUGAGUUGCUACUGAUAAAUACUGCAAAAAAGGCAACUGUAUAACCAUAGGAUUCAAGAGUUUAAAUCACUAAAAGGACUCAGUGGGCGUGGUGGUGGGGAAUCCCAGGAGACAUUUAUAGCAGAGAUCACAAAUCUGUGCUGAACUGCACUUCAUUGCCAGCAGAAAUCUGCUGCCCAGCACCUGAUGCCAGCCAAGUGCUCCCAAGUGUCACCCUGGGGCCUGCUGGUUUUUAGGGAGCUUCCCAUGCUCACCCAGCCCUUGGGGGCAGUCAGGCAUCACUCCUUCCCAAGGAUUUUCUGCUCAGCUAAGGCCCAGGGAAAGGAAAACACGUGUCCUGCUGGGCCUCACCACCAGCCCACUGGGUCUCUGUGUCUGGAAACACCAAACUGGUCUGGACUCAGCUUGGGUUUUGCUGUGUUGAG